This is a messenger RNA of Archocentrus centrarchus (flier cichlid), 848 nucleotides long. Its product is annotated as monocyte chemotactic protein 1B-like. The transcript has 3 exons. Bases 69 to 368 code for a protein of 99 amino acids. Lineage: Eukaryota; Metazoa; Chordata; Actinopteri; Cichliformes; Cichlidae. Gene Ontology annotation, cellular component: extracellular region. The record is from RefSeq and is a predicted model, not a curated record. Gene Ontology annotation, biological process: immune response. Gene Ontology annotation, molecular function: chemokine activity.
CAAAUAUAUGCUAUCAGUGUUGAGGAUCUUAAAAGGGCUCGCACGACAGACUACAUAUCAGACCAACAAUGGUGAUUCUCAUCUUCGUCUCACUUGUGCUUCUUACCCACGAAUGCAGCGCUCAAGGUGGGAUUUCAAGUUGCUGUCAGAAAAUCUCAAAUACCCACGUCCACCGAGACCUGCUGACGAGUUAUUACGUGCAGCAGCCGCCGUCGUGUCCUUUAACGGCAGUGGUAUUCACCACAGUGAGCGGCAAGAGAAUCUGCUCACACCCCUUAAAGCUGUGGACACAGAACAGCAUGGCUUAUCUCAAUGGAAAGAACUGGCAUAAAAAGCCCCAAAACACACACAAUAACAAAUCAGCCUAACACUUCUGACCUCCAUGAUCUUUGUGUUAUGCAGUGAAAGAUUAUAACAAAUAUUUGUGAUAUAAAAAAGGAUAAUAACUAAAACAGACAUGAGUGAAUUAUAAUAAUGUUACGAAAACAAAUCAUGCAACCACUAAAUUGUUAAAAAUGAAAAAAAAAACCCCACAUUGUUCUUGCCUUUUAGCCAUUAUGAAAAACAGUUAACAGUUGUUUUAUGAUCACUUCAAUAGGUAAUAAUUAGGAAUCGGAAAACAGAGGAGACCUCAGAGCACAACGCUAUCAUGAUAAGUACACCACGAUAGAGUGUUUUGGAAAUGCACAAGAUAUUUUAGUACAAUAAUCAAUACAUCAAUAAGAUUGUGCAAAUGAAGAAGAAAUUGUCAUGUUUAGAGUAAAGCUAUGCAUCCUCAAUACUUCUAUUUUAAUACAACAGAAUUCAUUCAUUUUAUGUGGAAGCAAAAGCUGAACAGGUGAACAGUA